Ahaetulla prasina is the source of this 4674-nucleotide messenger RNA. RefSeq names its product cadherin 22 (gene CDH22). Gene Ontology annotation, cellular component: catenin complex; adherens junction; plasma membrane. NCBI's taxonomy places the organism in Eukaryota, Metazoa, Chordata, Lepidosauria, Squamata, Colubridae. Gene Ontology annotation, biological process: cell morphogenesis; adherens junction organization; cell-cell junction assembly. The transcript is spliced from 12 exons. The record is from RefSeq and is a predicted model, not a curated record. Gene Ontology annotation, molecular function: calcium ion binding; cadherin binding. The coding region runs from base 1135 to 3525 and encodes 796 amino acids.
GUGGGCUAAGACAGGCAGAAACCACGAAGAAGCGGUCAGAAACACUCCUGUUCUUGGGAGCCCCGGCGGCGCCCACCACGCACCGCGGAGGAACGGCAGGCUGGCGGCUCAGUGAGCUCAUCGGGGCCCGUUGCUGAGGCUGAAGCGGCGGGAGGAGGGGGGGGGUUCGUAGGAGAGGAGACUGAAGACAGCGGAGGGUCCCAGGCUACUGUCCCGGUUCUGGGGCUUAGGUUGCCUGGAAAGCCCCGCCUGGACCUUGAGUGGGAAUGGAAGCCCCUCCGAAGCCGCAGCUGGGAAGAGGCCCCCAACCCGCCUGCCUUAUCCAGAAAAGAGGCGGAGAGGUGGGCCCAAAGUAGGCCGCUAGAGAAAGAACUGGCUGACCGCCGGCGGAGAUGCAACAGUUGCACCAGAGUGCGGGGACUGGGUAGGGGGAGUGAGCCCCUCCCCAGGCAGGCAACCUGUGCAAAGGGGAGGGCGGAGCACCCUCGCGGGUGCCACCCACUUCCUGACCAUCUCGGUGGGAUCCGAGGGGCCUGAAUUUGCCAGGCUGCCUUUCCAGAGGGUGCCAGGAGGAUGCUGUUGCCCACUGCCCUCUUGACCUGAGGAGGACGACGGCAGCUACUGCUGGGUGCGUAGGAGCCACCCAGCCAGUGGAAGCCAUGGAGCCUCGGUGCCAUCCCUGCCAGGAGCAGCUGUAGCCGGGCUGAGUCUGCUGGGUGUGCCAGGCCAUUGCUCUGAUGGGGCUUUGUGCCCACCAGCUGCCCGCAAGGAGCCAGCUGUGGCCGGAGCCAAGAGACUGGUGCGCACCUCCGCAGUCCCUUCAAGGCCACGCUGGGCCAGUUUGGGAGUAGCCGCCCGGGGGCCUGUUCCAGAGAUCUUCUGACCCAGAGAAAGAAGGGGCUCCUCCUCUGCAUCGGUCUGCCCCACUCGAUGCCCACCUGCCUGCCCAGAAGAAGGAGGAGUGCCGGGCCUCGAUGUGAUUCUCCUGCUCAUCACCCUGAGAAGUGAAGCUGCUCCAGACCAUUGCUGGCCCUGCCUCCCAUGGAUGACUGACCCACCGCCCUGGCCGGUGGCUCCCCUUUGCCCUCCAAGGAUGCCUGCAGGUUCCCUCCCUGCUGCCAGGACUCUGCAGUGAUGAUGCCCCAUCGCCCCCCCGGAAGUGGGCUCCUGCUGCUGCUGCUGUGCCUUCUCAUUGGCCCAGACCGUCCACCAGGGGCAUCUGGGGGGCCCGGCCAGGGGGCACCUGGGGAUGGCAGUCUGCCCAGCGCUGGGCGGGUGAAGCGUGGCUGGGUCUGGAACCAGUUCUUUGUGGUGGAGGAGUACACGGGCACAGAGCCACUGUACGUGGGGAAGAUUCACUCUGAUUCCGAUGAGGGUGACGGCUCCAUCAAGUACACCAUCUCCGGGGAGGGUGCCGGCACUAUCUUCCUGAUCGAUGAGCUGACGGGGGACAUUCAUGCCACGGAACGCCUCGAUCGCGAGCGGAAAACUUUCUACACACUGCGGGCUCAGGCGCGGGACCGCCAGACUGACCAGCUGCUGGAGCCCGAGUCAGAAUUUGUCAUCAAGGUGCAGGACAUCAACGACAGCGAGCCCCGGUUCCUGGGGGGGCCCUACAUUGGGAGCGUGGCUGAGCUCUCCCCCAUCGGAACUUCGGUGCUGCAGGUCUUGGCCUCCGAUGCAGAUGACCCCACCUACGGGAGCAGUGCCCGGGUGGCCUACAGUGUCCUGGAGGGGGAACAGCACUUCACCGUGGACAGCAAGACUGGUGUGAUCCGGACGGCCGUGGCCAACCUGGACCGGGAGACCCAGGACCGCUAUGAGGUGGUGGUGCGGGCCACGGAUAUGGCAGGGCAGCUGGGGGGCCUCUCAGGCUCCACAACCGUCACCAUUGUCAUCACUGACGUCAAUGACAACCCCCCUCGCUUCCCCCAGAAGAUGUACCAGUUCAGGAUGGUGGAAACAGCCCCGGUGGGCACGCUGGUCGGGCGAGUGAGGGCGGAGGAUGCCGACGUUGGAGAGAACACAGACAUGGCCUACCAGAUCAAAGAGGAGGGGACCCCGGGGCCCUUCCGGGUGGCCACAGACAGCAACACACAGGAAGCCCUGAUCUCCUUGCAGCAGCCUCUGAACUUCGAGGCCCAGGCGGUGCACACCGUGGUCUUGGAGGCGCUGAAUAAGUUUGUGGAGCCCCGCUUUAUGGGCCUGGACACCUUCCGGGACCAGACCAUCGUGCUGGUCUCUGUGCUGGACGCGGACGAGCCCCCUGAGUUCCGGCUUCCCAGCGGCCCCCUGGAGGUGCAGGAAGACGCCCUGGUGGGCUCCCUGGUGGGGAUGGUCACUGCAGUGGACCCCGAUGCGGCCAGCAGACCCGUUCGGUACGUCCUCGAGCCUCCCGAGGACAUGGAGCAGAUUUUUGAUAUCGAUGCCCAGACUGGAGCCAUCCUGACCAGGCAGGCCUUGGAUCGAGAGACGGCCGGCUGGCACAACAUCACCGUCUUGGCCAUGGAAGCUGACAAUCCUGCUCAAGUGUCCAGGACGGUGCUCAGAAUUCGCAUCCUGGAUGUCAACGAUAAUCCACCCGAACUGGCCAUGCCCUACGAAGCCGCCGUCUGCGAGGAUGCCAAGCCAGGCGAGCUGAUCCAAACCAUCAGCGUCAUGGACAGGGACGAACCGCCCAGCGGCCAUCGCUUCUUCUUCACUCUGGGCCCUGAGGCCGCCGGCAGCCGUCACUUCUCCUUGCUGGGCAUCACAGAUGACACGGCUGGGCUGCACACGCAGCACCUGGGCUUCAACCGGCAGGAGCAGGACCUGUUCCUGCUGCCCAUCCUGGUGGUGGACAGUGGCCCCCCUGCCCUCAGCAGCACGGGCACCCUCACUGUCCGCAUCUGCGGCUGCGACAACACCGGCACCAUCCAGUCGUGCAACACCACCGCCUUUGUGGUGUCUCCUUCUCUCAGCCCUGGUGCCCUCAUCGCCCUGCUGGUCUGCCUCCUCAUCCUCGUAGUGCUGGUCCUCCUGAUCCUGGCCCUGAAGCGCCACCAGAAGGGGCACCUGCCCUCCGAGGAGGACGAGGACAUGCGGGACAACGUCAUCAAGUACAAUGAUGAGGGGGGCGGCGAGCAGGAUACUCAGGCCUACGACAUGUCGGCGCUGCGCAGCCUCUAUGAGUUUGGCGAGACCAAGGGGGGGGACGAGAAGGGAGCGCCCCCGCCGCCUUCAGAGCUGCACUCCCUGCCCCAAUGGCGCCAGGCGCCGGACCUUGACUUCUCCCUCUUCAGAGACUAUAUCCGCCGUAAAGUGGGGCAGGCGGAUGGUGACCCCUCCGUGCCCCCCUAUGACUCCUUCCAGACCUAUGCCUUCGAGGGGGCCGACUCCCCGCUGGCCUCCCUCAGCUCUAUCGCUUCCCGCUCGACGGGCUCCGAGCAGGACUUCUCCUAUCUCAGCGGCUGGGGGCCGCGUUUCCGGCAGCUGGCCACCCUCUACGCUGGGCCCCGGGCCGAGGAGGGCAGCCGGGAGACCUAGGCCCGGCCCAGUCGGGGGCCAGAAUGCUGCUGGAGCAGGGCUCCUCGGGGUCUCAGGGGCCCGCCCAGGGACUUUGGGGGCUUGGUGCAAGGAGAGUGGCCUGACCACCAACACAGCCCCUUGGAGCUCCCCCCCCAUUAAGGCUUUCCCCCUCCCUGGAGGAAGGACUGGUGCCAGGCAGCUCCUCUGGCAAAUUAUCAUUUAAAUAGAUCUGUGUCAGAAGAGAGUUGCCAGGGAGUAGGGAGGGGGGGCACCUUCUGUUGCCAAAUUGAUUUUGUCCCUUGAUUUUCAGCCUUUGACAAGCUUUGAUCUGUUAAGCAGCACCUCUGCCAAGAGCCCAGGCGCUCCUCCUUGCUGGGGGGCUCCCAGUCCCCCUCUUGCUGUGCGGGGGCACCCAGCCCUGGCUCCUAGCCAAAUGCUCAGGCCAGUCCACAGCUCUGAGGUCCAGGUGCAGAUGCUCCCCCAGCCACCCUUCCCUAUACCCCCUGCUGGGGCCGCAGUCCAGAGGCCCCAGGACCCUGCGCCCCCCCCUCUGCACGCUGGGGUGUGGGGGAGCAGAGGCCAGCAACCAGCCCCCUUUGUGCCUGCAGCCUGCCUGGGAGACCCUUGGGCCCCAACUCCAUUUGGAAGAAGCCCUGGCGCAGCUGGUCCAGGGUUCCGGUACCAGCUGAAUCCCUCAGCCCUGCCCUCGGGGCAUUUUCUAGGUGGCUGCCUCCCCCCCCCUUGACUGAGAGGCCUCGUCUCAGGAUAUCUGCCCACCCCUUUCCCUCCCCCAGCCCCUCUGACCACUGUGACUCCCCUCAGGCCCUUCUGCCAGGGGCGGAGUGGAGGCUGUUCGCCCUCCAGCUCAGGAACUUCCAUGGUUCUUUUCUGGCCCCGGGUGGGGAGCCAGCCCCCUCCCCCUGGGUAACAGGAGCAGCCAAGCUCCAGGGUGGGCAAGGGGCCCAACAGGGUAUCUGACAUUUUCCAUCCAGCUUCCUUCCACGACUGCUGCACGCAGAACAGCCAUUGGGGGAGGGGGUCACACAGACACCCCCCAACACUGCAGGCACUGAGCCCUCCCUUCCCCUGCCCCAAGUGGGGAGGAGCUGGCAGCUCCCCUAGAAGGCCCGGGCCUUGUCAGCCUCCAAAGUCCUUCUGGGAUGUGAA